AUGUUAUUAGUGUCAAGUAUACGCGCAUUAUUUGGUGAUUCAAAUAAAAUUGUAAAGGCAUUGUCUCCAAAUGUUCGAACAUGUAGAACAAACUUUGAGUCAAGUGUGCACAAAAAGUUACAAACAAAGUUAAUUGCCAAUAAUUCGAAGUCGUUGUUAAGCAUAAGUUCUUUUUUUUCAACAAUUUCACCACAGUUAAAUAUAAUUGACGGUAGAACUUCUCAAGAAAAUCUUUGUAUACCUUUGGAACAUACAAUGGAAACAGAUGAAUAUACACUUAAUGUUGGCAGAGCAAUUCGUACAAUACGAACCGAAUUGCCAUUAUUUUUUGGAAAUGGUCUGUCUGACACUUCAAUCUAUUCGCCAAACAUUUUACUAACGGAUCCUCAUCAUACACGUCUUCACGUACGCGGGAAGCAUAUUUAUUUAGGCAUUGCUAACUUAUUGAGAUGGAGUCUAAUAUGGUAUUUUGAUGAUCUGACAUUAGAACUAAUUAAGCUUCACACCGUUGAAAAUAGCAUUGAUGAGGAUAGAUCAGAUCAAGAUAUUUAUUUUAAAGGCGUGAUAAAUGAUAAAUUUUUUACCCGGAUGAGAGGAAAUAUAAAGAAAUCAAAGGGUCAACAUAAAGGAUCAUAUUUUUCUACGUCUGUGUUACCACCAUCAGAUAGAAACACCCGACUUUAUAUUCGUUGGACACUUGAGGGCACGCCCAGGUCUUUCUAUCUUAUAUCAAUGUUUUCUUCUCGUGGAAUGCGAAUUCCACGAUCAACGUUUUCAGGUAUCUUUAUGUAUAAAUUUGACCCUAAAAGUGGAUUGGUUUUAGAACAUCAUGUAAAACAUAUUAUACCCGCACCCAGUCGUAAAGCGGUAUUAUAUCAUGGAUUCGGAGGGUUUGGAGGUUUAUUAUGGAGAAUCAGAAGUAGUAUGACAAAACAAAAAAAUGAAUGGGGAAUGGGUUUAGGAAUGGUUGGUGCCAAAACUCAUGAGACGGAAAAUAAGUUAAGUCAUGUUAGGUUAAAAACAAAAGAUAAAAAAAAUGAAUUUCAUGAUUAUCGAGAUGUUGCUUGCUUAUAA
Messenger RNA from Funneliformis mosseae, 1074 nucleotides. The record is from the annotation of a GenBank genome assembly. Lineage: Eukaryota; Fungi; Glomeromycota; Glomeromycetes; Glomerales; Glomeraceae.